AUGGCCGGCGUUCCCAACACUUAUGAUGCGCCCGUCCACAUCGCCGUUAUAGGCGGCACUGGCAUCUCUUCCCUGCCAGGCUUCACUCUCGCCGCGACUCUCGAUGUCGAUACCCCAUGGGGAAAGCCCUCGUCGCCUGUUUCUAUCCUCCAACACCCUUCGCCCUCCUCCGGCAAGCCUAUCCCGGUCGCGUUCAUCUCGCGACACGGACUCCACCAUGAACUCGCACCACACGAGGUGAAGAACCAAGCCAACAUCGCAGCGCUGCGACACCUCGGCGUGCGCACCAUCAUUGCCUUCUCCGCUGUCGGAUCGCUCCAAGAAGAAGUACGACCGCGCGACUUCGUUAUCCCCGACCAGAUUAUCGACCGCACAAAGGGCAUCCGGCCAUUUACCUUCUUCGAGGGUGGCAUGGUCGGCCACGUUGGCUUUGGCGACCCCUUCGACAAGAAGCUGUCCAAGAUCGUCAGCCAGUGCGGACACGCGCUAGAGGGAGACGGCGUCACUCUACACGACAAGGGAACGCUCAUCUGCAUGGAGGGACCGCAGUUCAGCACACGCGCAGAGUCAAACCUCUACCGUGCGUGGGGUGGCAGCGUCAUCAACAUGUCUGCUCUUCCCGAGGCCAAGCUUGCGCGAGAGGCUGAAAUUGGGUACCAGAUGAUUUGCAUGGCCACGGACUACGACUGCUGGAGGGGUGACGGCUCUGAGGAUGUCAACGUUGAGAUGGUCAUGGCACACAUGAAGGCAAAUGCUGAGAACGCCAGGCGAUUCGUCGGCGCGGUGCUCAACGAGCUCAGCAAGGAGGAGCAUGAGGAGCAGGUCCUCGCUAAGCACCUCGAUGGCCAGAUGAGGUUCGCAGGUGCCAUGACAAAGAAGGAAGGACGCGGGCAAGAAGCGGAGAAGAAGCUGCAAUGGCUCUUCCCUGGCUACUUCGACUGA
Molecule: messenger RNA, 942 nt
Organism: Alternaria arborescens
Lineage: Eukaryota; Fungi; Ascomycota; Dothideomycetes; Pleosporales; Pleosporaceae
Product: S-methyl-5'-thioadenosine phosphorylase
Exons: 2
Coding region: 1-942 (313 amino acids)
Biological process (GO): nucleoside metabolic process
Cellular component (GO): cytosol
Molecular function (GO): S-methyl-5-thioadenosine phosphorylase activity
Source: RefSeq, a predicted model, not a curated record